AUGGCUCAGCAAUUGCCAUUUCAGCUCCGUCGCCCCUCGCUAUUCAAAGAUCAAUCCUGGGUCGGCGGUAACUGGGUUGAAGCAGGAUCAGGAAAGCGAUUUGACGUGACAGAUCCCGGAACUGGAGACAAUUGGGCCUCAGCACCAGACAACGACGCCAAUGAUGUUGAAGCUACCGUGCAGGCUGCCCACAAGGCAUUUCUCUUUUACCGCAAAAUUAGCCCUCGUGUGCGGUCACGGUGCCUGCUGAACUGGGGUACACUCAUCCAAGAGAACAAGGAUGAUUUGGCCAAGAUCGUUACAUACGAGACUGGAAAACCCAUCGCUGAGUCUUUGGCCGAGCUUGAUUACGCCCUGAAUUCCACGUGGUGGUUUGCAGGCGAAGCAGACCGGAUCCAGGGAACCCUUUUUGACUCUUCAACGCCUGGAAAAAAAGUGAUGACAAUCAAGCAGCCGAUCGGUGUGGUGACCGCACUGGUCCCUUGGAACUUUCCCAUCGCCAUGGUUGUUCGAAAGGCUGGGGCUGCCCUAGCUGCUGGAUGCACCAUGAUCAUCAAACCAUCUCCAGAGACACCGUUGUCGGUACUGACUCUUGCGCUACUUGCCGAGGAAGCAGGUUUUGCGAAGGGCGUUCUAAACGUUUUGACAACGAGCUUGAACAACACCCCUUCACUAACUGAGGCGCUUUGUCGUCAUCCUCUUGUCAAGAAAGUGACAUUUACCGGUUCCACCAGAGUUGGAAAGCUCGUAGCAAAGAUCUGCUCCGAUGGACUAAAGAAGGUCACGCUGGAGCUGGGCGGAAACUGCCCCUUCAUUGUCUUUGAUGAUGCGAAUUUGAACGAGGCGGCUGAUGCACUCAUGGGCCUCAAAUGGAGAAACGCUGGUCAAGCAUGCAUCAGCGCUAACCGCGUGUAUGUUCAGUCUGGCGUAUAUGACAAUUUUGCCGCUAUAGUCAAAGAGCGAACUUCGAAGCUUGUUGUCGGUCAUGGCAGCUCUGUGGCCUCAACCCUAGGCCCUGUUACUACACCGCAAAGUCUUGAUCGAGCAUUAGCACAGGUGGAAGAUGCCAAGAAACACGGUGCUCGAAUCUUACUAGGAGGAGAGAGGCUGGCGAAUAGCUCGGGAUAUUUCUUCAAUCCGACGAUUAUUGCUGAUGCGAAGAAGGAGAUGCGCAUAACGAAUGAAGAAACAUUCGCACCGAUUUUGACUCUGUACAAAUUCGAAACCGAAACAGAAGCAAUUCAGUGGGCCAACGAUACUCCUAUGGGCCUUGCCUCGUAUGUUUUCACCAAGAAUUUAGACCGAGCUUGGAGGUUGCUGGAUGACCUCGAGGCUGGCAUGAUCGGCCUUAACACUAGUGCAAUUACUGGUGCGGAGUCACCUUUUGGGGGUAUGAAGGAAUCAGGGUACGGCAAAGAGGCAGGCAAAGAUGUCGCUGUGGAGGAGUACCUCGUGACAAAGGCGGUGUCCCUAGCAUUAGAGAGUCGUCUAUAA
This is a messenger RNA of Ilyonectria robusta, 1494 nucleotides long. Its product is annotated as Aldehyde/histidinol dehydrogenase. Gene Ontology annotation, molecular function: succinate-semialdehyde dehydrogenase (NAD+) activity. Bases 1 to 1494 code for a protein of 497 amino acids. The record is from RefSeq and is a predicted model, not a curated record. NCBI's taxonomy places the organism in Eukaryota, Fungi, Ascomycota, Sordariomycetes, Hypocreales, Nectriaceae. The transcript has 8 exons.